CCUCGACUCAACCAAUCUUCGCCACAGUAGAAACUCAAGACAUUGUUGAACAAGGACAUUUCUGGACUUUGCAAAAUGGUCAGCCCAACUGAUGAAGACCUGAUAAAGGCAGUCAAAGCCAUUCGUCUUCAAGAUCCAGCUCUCGCACGGGCGAAAGUCUUGAAGCAACUCAAGGAUGAGAAUGGCUGGGAAUUGAGUGAGAAGCGUCUCAAGACAUGUAUGGAUACACAUAAACUCGGCGCCGUCACCCCCGCUCUCGAUCCAGAGGUUCUGAAGCCAAGAGAUGCCGCGUUUGAUGAAAUGCUCAAGGAAGCCUUCCAAGAACUCACGCGCUUUGAAAGAGAAUUUUAUCUCGGUCUUUCCAAGGCCGAUGCCAAGGUUUUGAUGCCCGUUCCUGGCAUCAACCCUAAAGACAUGCCGUUCAUGAUCGCCAGCAGUCAGCGUCAUUACGUCGAAAUUCUUCUCACUCUCAAAGGAAUCAAGCCUUGUACCGUGAUCUUCCACCCUUACGCUACUGAAAUCUACACUCGUUUAGUCAACGAAGUCCUCAAGCCCGUUAUCAAAAAAUAUAAACUCAAAACCUACGGCUUUGAGCUCCGCCAAGUCGACCACGCAACCAUGAUCGAAAUGGGCCGUCCCGAGCCCGACAUGUUCUGGCGCGGCGGCUGGAUCUUCGCCGAUAUCCUCUCCCCUCUGUGGCGCGAUAUCCAAGGUAUUUUCUUCACGCCCACUGAAAUCCACAUCUUCAGCGAAGAGUGCGAUAUCUACCAGGAUAAACUGUGUAAAGUCUUUGGAUAUCCAGUCAGGGGAUUUCCGAGACAGGAAGAGGGCAUAAAUCGGGUACAGUAUAUGGAUGAGACGGAGUGUGGGGAGUUGGCGAAGGUAGGUGGGAAGAGUGAGGAUGAGGUUGAGGUUAUCGGGUUUGAGUAUGAGGAUGAUGAUGGGGAUGAGGAGAGGUGGAUGAAAUGUCUCAUACAUUUUGAAAGCUGCCAGCGAGCGAUGAAGAGUGUGGGAAGCAGGCUGGAACUUGACCUCCGUCAUCAUAAUGGACUUUUCAAUUAUGUCCACCACACUAGACGCUGAGUUCUGGGAUCAGAUAUGAUACAGAAGAGAGCAAGCAGGGCCCAAAGAGUCGAUACCCAUAUCAAAAAUGGCUUGAAUUUGCAGCUUGGCGCAAAUCAGCAAGUUUACCAGAUUUUGGAUCAUCGCAGGCAUUUGGAUAAAGCAGUCUGUAUAUAGACUGUGCUCACCAAUCCAUUUAGCCCGAGGAAAACUUGCAC
This is a messenger RNA of Cadophora gregata, 1280 nucleotides long. RefSeq lists its product as uncharacterized. The coding region runs from base 76 to 1083 and encodes 335 amino acids. The transcript has 5 exons. The record is from RefSeq and is a predicted model, not a curated record. NCBI's taxonomy places the organism in Eukaryota, Fungi, Ascomycota, Leotiomycetes, Helotiales, Ploettnerulaceae.